AUGAAUCAAAAGUACUUAAAAACAAAAUAAAUCAAUAAUCAUAAAUGUAGGAAGGUAUAAAAUAAAAAUGAUACACCAUCAUCAAUUAAUAAAGAUUUACCUUUCUUCAAUUAUCAUUCCCUCCUUUUAGAACUAAGUUUAAGUUAGAAUUUGAUGGGUCUCCAAAAAUAGAAUAUUCACCACAUAUAGUUUAAUUUGAAGGAUUUUCAGAGAAUUUAACAAAUAGAAAUUUAUGUUUAUAAUCGGAUUACAUUAUACAAUCAUAAAAUUGAUAUAAUAUUCUAAUGAUU
Paramecium pentaurelia is the source of this 290-nucleotide messenger RNA. The record is from the annotation of a GenBank genome assembly. NCBI's taxonomy places the organism in Eukaryota, Ciliophora, Oligohymenophorea, Peniculida, Parameciidae.